This is a messenger RNA of Vollenhovia emeryi, 2141 nucleotides long. RefSeq lists its product as uncharacterized. Gene Ontology annotation, molecular function: odorant binding; olfactory receptor activity. The record is from RefSeq and is a predicted model, not a curated record. Gene Ontology annotation, cellular component: plasma membrane. The coding region runs from base 299 to 1633 and encodes 444 amino acids. The transcript has 8 exons. Lineage: Eukaryota; Metazoa; Arthropoda; Insecta; Hymenoptera; Formicidae. Gene Ontology annotation, biological process: sensory perception of smell; detection of chemical stimulus involved in sensory perception of smell.
CACGUUAUUAUUAUAGUCACCCCUCAAUUUGCUAUUGUAUAAUGCAAUAGAAUAUUGUAACAUGCCGCUAUAAUGCAAGAGGGUCUAUAAACCAAAUGUACCAAAUAUAAAGAAAGUGAUGCUUUAGCGUUAGACACACACUUUGAUAUCAGCAAAUUGAUGAAUUGACUGCGACGGUCGCGGACAUCGUAUAAUUUUGUGUUAUUUGCACCACGACUUGUACGUUGAGAAAUCAAUAAUACACAUAGCAAGCGUCAUAUUGUCGUAGUUUUUCAAUGGGGAAACAAGACGAAUAAAUAUGUUAGAGAAUUUUCAGCGAGAAUAUAAUGUCAAUCGGGUAUAUCUGUCGAUCAUAGGCUUUUGGCCGUUUCAAACAAAAUUCGUGAGAAACUUCUUACAAACUUUCUGCUUUCUGCUCAACAUGAGUUAUAUUUUUUUCGAGAUAACGAUGUUGCACGAUUAUUGGAAUAAUCCACAAAUAAUUUUUGAUUGCAUCUUACAAAUGGCGGUGUCGCUUGGUAUGGUCGGAAGGCAAGCGAAUGAGUUUUGGAAUCGCGACAAGGUAAGGUUUUACUAUAGCGUGUUACAUUCACUUUUUCUUUUAAGUUAUGUUUACUGCGGUAUAACUCUUUUCAGACCUAACAUGUUAAAUUGUUUCCAUGUUUGUUGUGAUCAGUUGCGAUGGUUGUACCAAGCUAUUGACGAGCAUUGGAACAUAUUUACGGAUGAUGUGGAGGUUCGAAUCAUGAAAGAUUAUUCUAUGGUAUCACGAAAAUUUGUGAAAUAUUACUCAAAGGUGAUGUGUAGCAUAAUAGUAAUAUUAAUACUAAUCCCAUUAAUACCAUUACUGCUUGAUAUCGUAAUGCCUCUUAACGAACCACGUCCGCGAUCUUUUGCGGUCGAAAUCAACGAAAUCAGGAUGAAUAAAGAGGACCAUUUUCUACUAAUUUUUUGUUAUACUAGUGCUAUAAUUGUGGUAGUUACACUCACCGUGUUGGGCCUUGAUGCAAUGCAUGUCGCGUGCACUGCUCAUGCAUGCAGUUUAUUUGCUGCUGUCAGUAAACAAAUUGAAAAUAUAACUUCAAAAGCGAACAAUAAAUAUAUCAAUGAAAUCGGAGAAUGUAAGUAUGGCAUGUAUAUGAAACUUGAUCCAUUAAAUGAGGAAAUAAUAUACCGGGAAUACAUAUUAUGUUUAAAGAAACACCAACUUGCUAUAGAAUUUGUUAAUAUAUUGGACUCGUCGUAUCAAGGGAUUGCAUUACUUUUGUUAAUGUUGCUUCUUAUAAUUAUAAGUGUGAUUGCGGUUCGAAUCGUUUAUAUGUUGAACCAAGUGGAGGAAGUGGUGAAAUACAUUGGUAUAUUCCUAGCAGGUCUGAUAGCUUUGAUGAUUGUAUCCUACUCUGGUCAAAGAUUAAUGGACGAAAGUCAGAGUAUAUUCCGUCAGGCAUACGCUGCAGAAUGGUAUAUGUUCUCGCCUAGAUUAAAAUCUUUAUUGAUAAUCACUCUUUACAGAAGUAAUAGACCAUGUGGAUUGAAGGCAGGCAAUAUGAUUCCAUUAUCCAUCGCGACUUACGCAGCGGUUAUACGGACCGCCAUAUCAUACUUUACAGCGUUUACAUCAAUCAAAGGGUGAUUGCUUAGAUUUUAAUUAACUUUUCACUAAUAUAGCUUUGUAGUAUGCGUGAUAUUAAUGUUUUUAACAUCAAUAAAUCGUAUUUUGAUGAUAUCUGCUUUUGGUUUAUAAUUUUUCUCUAUUUCUUUGAAUUAUUAAAUUUACGACAUGUAAACUUCGACCAUACUCAAUUUCGUCGUCUACUUUCAAAGAUAUUCGACUCUUCGAUCGCAGUAUAACUGCAGUACUAAAAAUAAACUGAAAAUCAUUCUAGCAAAGAAGAGUUUUCAAUACGGAAGGGGGGAGAAAAAAAUAAGCACGCGUCUGCACUACUAUUAUUUUCAUCUUCAAUUAUCUUGUCACGCUAUGUGCUAGACUACAAUAUGCUUAUACUAUACUUAUGUAACCAUAACGUGGCACACCAGGAAGAUAUUUAACAGAAGAAAGUGAAAAUAAUGGUUCAGUAGUUUAGUAUCGUAUGCGAUAAACGUACUCUAUCAUCAGAGACAUACGUAAGACAUUGUCACUG